Anoplophora glabripennis (Asian longhorned beetle) is the source of this 2353-nucleotide messenger RNA. Its product is annotated as cadherin-87A-like. Gene Ontology annotation, biological process: homophilic cell-cell adhesion. Gene Ontology annotation, molecular function: calcium ion binding; cadherin binding. NCBI's taxonomy places the organism in Eukaryota, Metazoa, Arthropoda, Insecta, Coleoptera, Cerambycidae. The annotation marks the transcript as partial. Gene Ontology annotation, cellular component: plasma membrane; catenin complex. The transcript has 10 exons. The record is from RefSeq and is a predicted model, not a curated record.
UUCAGAAUGCCUGGCCAACUUAUCACCCCUAUUCAUCCUAGACAUGAACAACAUAGUUAUACCGGAAAACACACCUGUAGGCACACUUAUAUAUACUUUACAAGGCAGUGAUCCAGAAAACAGUCCCGUUCAUUAUGAUCUUCAGGGGACCGAUGCCUUAAAAGUUGAUCACACCACUGGAGAUGUCACAGUCGUUAAGCCCUUAGAUUACGAAACUAAUGCGACACUGAACGUUAAUGUGAGCAUAGAAGACGAAGUCCAAGGAGGCGGCAAGAACAACGUCGUUGUAGUACCGGUAACCGUAAUCAUUGCCGAUCAAAACGACAACGCCCCAGAAUUUCAAAACACGCCGUACGAAAUAGUGAUAAACGAGGACACGCCGCCGGGCACGACAGUAUUCUCCAGCAUCAACAUCACCGACAGGGACACCACGGGCUCGAACAUCGAGGUGGAAUGCACAAAUUUACCGGAAUACCAGGACGCGUGCGAAAUUUUUAAUAUCGAAACGCUUAGUUCUGAACAGAGUUCGUAUCAGGGCGCGAUUAUCCUGAAAAGAAAAUUAAACUACGCCAUCCAGCAGGAAUAUGGAUUUCUUCUUAAAGCAACGGAUGGUGAACUGAGCAACUCUACAACCGUAUCAAUUAAGGUAGGGGAUGUACAGGACACACCUCCUUAUUUCGAAGGGAAUCUUACCACCGAAGUAGACGAAAAUGCUCCCAUCAACACCUUAGUUAUGACUGUACAUGCUGAGGAUGGCGAUAGAGGCAUACCCAGAAAAAUUGUCUACGAAUUAAUUAAUAAUCCAAUGGACUACUUUCUUCUUGAUGCCGUGACUGGGGAAUUGAGAACCGCAAGACCCCUGGAUAAGGAGUCUAUUGGAAAUCCCGAGGGCAUCCUAAAACUAAAUAUACGGGCCCACGAAUUAAUAGACGGGGUGAAAGGAAACGAUCCAUUGACCGUUACCAACGCAGAGGCGACGGUGAAAAUUAGAGACGUGAACGACGAACCGCCUUCCUUCAACAAGAGGGAGUAUUUCGUCCAGAUACCCGAAAACAUACAGGCAGGUGCACCUCUGCCAGGACUGGAGAUGUCCGUCAAGGAUCCCGACGAGGGCAACAAUUCUGCAUUUUCUCUGGAACUAAACGACAUCUCCGGGGCAUUUUCCAUCGAGCCGAAAACGGCAACAGGUUCGACGGCGGUGAUCAUUCGUAUGGCGAACAGUUCUCUGGAUUACGAAGACCCUAACCAGAGGAAAUUCAUCAUCCUAGCGGUGGCUAGAGAGUUGUACACGCAAGAAAAGCUAUCCUCGACAGCCACUGUCACUGUAACGGUGCUCGACAUCAACGACAACGCCCCCACGUUCGACCAAGAAGGAUAUUCCGCUGUGAUAUCAGAGAUGGCAAAUCCGGGAAGUCUGGUGGCCACUAUCGUCGCCAAAGACAGGGACAGCGGGAAGUUCGGGGAGAACGGGAUAGUUUACAAACUGGGGGGCAACGGAGCUGAGAAAUUUACGGUGAAUAAUAGGACCGGUACGGUGACGGUGGCGUUUUGUGAGCAACCCGGAAAGCCAGAUUGUCUGGAUUACGAGACCAAAUCUGAGUACCAGCUUCAGUUCAUAGCGACCGACGACGACGGCAAAGGUCAGACCACGACGGUGCCAUUAAAGGUGGCCCUAAUCGACAGUAAUGAUAACCCUCCGGUUUUCAGCCAACCCAUAUAUAGGGCGUUUAUUAACGAGGGAACAGUGAGAUUCGAUCCGGAUCUAAUCGUGGAGGCUACCGACGCCGACAAGACGUCGCACGUUACGUAUUCCAUAAUAUCUGGGAACGACAACAAUUUGUUCAGCAUCGACUCGGGUACUGGAAAAAUUAGGAUUACGAAUAACAAGGGAUUGGAGGUCAGGAACGAUACGGAUAAUGUUAUUAGUCUGACAGUGAUGGCAAGCGACACAAAAUAUACAGCCACCGCCUUAGUCAAUAUCACAGUUUUGGAUGUAAACAACAACGCGCCCAUAUUUUCCAGAGAAAACUACGUCAAAUCUAUACCAGAAGACGUACCAGUUGGUUCUGUGGUAGGUGAAGUAGAAGCCACUGACGCUGACAACGGAGUCAACGCAGAGAUUGAAUAUUUCAUUCAAAAAGGAGCUUAUGAAGAUUUUAGGAUAGAUAAUACUUCAGGAUCGGUUCUAGUUUCCUCCAAACUAGAUUUUGACAGGAGGAACACGUAUAACAUCGAAAUCAUCGCAGUCGACCAUGGAUCACCAAGUUUAACGGGAACCACCACGCUGACUGUAAAUGUGAUCAACACCAAUGACAAAUUACCAUAUUUUAUACCUACUACACAAACAGCAGAG